Mya arenaria is the source of this 3748-nucleotide messenger RNA. Its product is annotated as telomerase reverse transcriptase-like. NCBI's taxonomy places the organism in Eukaryota, Metazoa, Mollusca, Bivalvia, Myida, Myidae. The coding region runs from base 188 to 3547 and encodes 1119 amino acids. Gene Ontology annotation, molecular function: telomerase RNA binding; telomeric repeat DNA binding. The record is from RefSeq and is a predicted model, not a curated record. The transcript has 24 exons. Gene Ontology annotation, cellular component: telomerase catalytic core complex. Gene Ontology annotation, biological process: telomere maintenance via telomerase.
GUUUAUCUGAAUCGCUGGCUUUAGACAUGGAAGUUUUGACUAAAAAAUAUCACCAAAUUCGCCAAUUGAGUGACUGGUUGAUGGAAAAGGAUGAGAAGGGAUUUAUGCAAUCGGAGCCAGAUAUUUCAAGUCAGAGUUUAUUGAAGGAUGUCUGUGUUUGUUGGGGAGAUGGAACACCAAGCUUCAAAUGGCGGACUACUGCACACACAAAACCUUUGGAAGAAAUAGUCAUGGAAAUAGUAAAUGUGAGUUGCUGACUAUUUCAGAAUAUAAGUUUGGCAUUCCAACUAAUCAGAUUUCGUAUAGAUGUGUUUGUCGUUUGAUGCAGAGGAAGAAGACAUUUAGAGAGAGUAACAUUCUGACACUUGGAUAUGAUUUGAUGUCGUCUGCCCAUGGAGCCACUCUGAGUACCGGAAAUGUAGAGAGUCGCUACUGUAAUUCAAUGGUCACAAGACUCCUCACACAACCCUGGCGAGAUUUUCAUAAAAAGAUGGGUGACUCUGUUGUAACAUACCUGGUGGAAUUCACAUCCCUAUAUCUGGCCCUACCAAAAGGUUGCUAUGUUCAACUGACUGGAGCUCCACUGUAUAACACCUUCAAUUAUGAUAAGCAACUAGGAACCACAGAAAAUCAAGCAAAGCGAAAACUCGCGGCAUUCAAAACAUUUUGCGAUGGUCCUGAGCAAAAAAUAGGGAGAUUGGCUAAUGAUAAUAAUGUCCAAACACUGGCAGUACAAACACAUUGUGAUGAACCUAAGCAAAAGAGACGCAAACUUGCAUAUGAUACCAAAGUUGGUCCUACGGGAAAUGGAAGCAGUUCUGCUAAGGAUAAUAAGGCCAAUAUAACUGAAUAUAUGGCUUACAAUGGAGGCUUGACAAGCGAGGAGUGUCAAACAGAAAGAAAUGAUGGGUUGCAUCGCAGUACUGAAGCGUUCAAAGUGACAUCCAAUGUUGAAUCUAGACAUCGUCCCAGUAUUGAAGCAUUUACAAUGCCAUCAAGUGUUAAAACUAGACAGUAUAGCAGUACUGAUGCUUUGAAAGUGCCAUUGAUAGUUGAAACUAGGCAGUAUCCAAGCAUUGAAUUGUUGAAACUGCCAUCAAAUGUUGAGCCUAGACUGCCUCCCUGUAUUGAAUCGUUAGAAGUGGCAUCACAUGCUGAAAUUCCACCUAAAACCAUGACGAAAGAGAAGGUCAAAGCAAAUUCAAUACCUUGUAUCAGAACACACUUACGCAGACCGACUGUAAUUCUUGAAAAGAAGAGUACUCUUUAUGCACGGAAUGCACGAGAACGAAUACUUGGGUCGGCAAGUGUAUCUACAGCCAUGAAAAGCGGACAAGCAGAUGGCAUGGUCACGGAAAUGCUUGGAGUGACUGAGGUAGACGCAUCUACAAGACAACUCAUUCAGGCAUACUUUACGGAUAUUGCCCAAAACUUAAAGAAGUGUCCUUUAAAAGCUCUGCUGAACAAGCAUUGUCCUGUUGGAAAGGUUAAUUCGUCAACAACGAACAGAAAGGUGCUAGGUAGAAAACACGGGUCGAGCAUGAAGAAUUCAGCAACCCAAGUCCAACUGUUGAAUUCCAACCAUCAACAUAGGAAUGUGUUCCUGUUUAUUCGGGCUUGCAUUGUGAGGGUAGUCCCUGAUGAACUACUUGGCGGAAGUCACAACAGGAACCUGUUACUGAAGGAUAUUGCAUGGCUCAUAUCAAGUGGAAAACCUGACAAGGUUUCACUGGAGAGACUUACGGCUGGAAUGAAGACAAAAACCAUAGUCUGGAUGAGGAACGUACCUUGCAACUUGUGUAAGCUAAGCUUGCUAGGCAGACUCGUUAAUUGGAUCAUGUCGAAGUUCGUCUUUGUUCUUCUACGCACUUUUUUCUACAUCACGGAAACGACGUUUAUGAAGCAUAGAACAAUGUACUUCAGACAAAGCACAUGGACUAGACUCCAUAUCCUUGGAGUAGCAGACUUGUUGCAAAGGAGGGUUGUAAAACCAGCGUCUGAGCGUCUUGUAAAGCAACUCCUGGACACUAGAUUAGCAAUAGGUGUUUCAUCACUACGAUUUGUUCCGAAACCCAGAUCACUACGACCAAUCGUCAACAUGGGAAUAAAGACAGCAAUGUCUCCUUUACAGGUUCCAAUUUCAAUCAACCAGCAAUUAAAAGACACACACUGUGUUUUAAGCUAUUUGAAAAACAGAAAUCCUGGCAUUAUCGGCCAUGGAAAGUUUGGAAACGACGACAUUUACACGGCUUGGAAACAAUUUGCGCUUAAAUGGUCCAAGUCCGGAAAGCCUGAGCUAUACUUUGUCAAGACGGACAUUGCUAAAUGCUAUGACUCUAUGGUGCAGACAAAGGUUUACGAGAUAUUGGAAAAGUUACUAAACCAGCAUGCAACUGAAGACAUCAUUGUGCGAAAAUACUUCUCCUAUAGAAUAAAAGAGGGAAAAACUUCAAGACAGUUUCACAGAGACGCGGCUAGGGCUUCCGAAUUCGUUAAAGAGUUUCCUCAAUUCUUGGAAGAAAAAUCAGAAACAUCAAAAAGCAGAAAUGUUGUGUAUUCGGAUAAAGUCAUUUAUCACCAUCAAACAGCCGACUCAUUGCUAAAGACACUCCGUGGCCACGUGUUUAAUAACAUUAUCAAGAUUGGAACACGAUAUUACAUCCAGAAAUUAGGCAUUAGCCAGGGUUCGGUUGUGUCAACACUUCUUUGCAAUUUUUACUAUGCUGAGAUGGAAAAGGAGUUGUUUGAUCUUCAGGAUGGUGACCUCCUCAUUAGGAUUGUGGAUGACUACAUGUUUGUAUCCCCAUCGUGUGAAAGAGCAAAUGGCUUUCUGGAUCUGAUGCUUAAAGGCAAUGCAGCUUUUAACUGUUUCACCAAUGAAGAGAAAGUUCUAACUAAUUUCACAGCGAACAACCACCAUUCGAUCUGCGUUCUGGAAGAUGUAUGGUUUCCAUGGUGUGGCCUCAUGUUCAAUGUUCACACGCUGGAAGUUUCUACAGACUGCUCCAGAUACUCGGGAACAAGAAUGACCGAUUCAAUGUCGUUUGACCUUACAAAACAACGAGGUCUUGCGGUGAAGCAGAAACUGACCUACUCUAUACGACAGAAGUGCCAUGCCAUAUUUGUUGAUAACGUUAUCAAUUCCGAGACUCAGGUGCAUUUGAACAUAUUUCACUUGAUGCUGCUUAUCAUGUACAAGUUCCACGCAUGCGCAAGAAAACUUGAAGCCAGUCAGCGUGCAGAUGAUAAUCCAAAAUUCUUUCUGGAUGUUUUCUUCGCCAUGAUAGAGAUAGUGCAUUCGACUAUUUGUGAUGUUCAGGCAAUCUCCAAAACCAAUAGAAAGGCGGUCUUCUCUGAUAUUUGUUGGCUGUGUUUCCGCGCAUAUCAAAUGACAUUCCAACAUAAGCAAUGCUUUCCACGCCUGAAGAAACUUGUUCGAUCUGAGAUGAUGCGAAUAAGAAAAUCCAUGCCAAAAGUUACUGUCAUCAAAUUACAGGAAACCAUUGAGUCUGAUUUGCCAGCAGUUUUCCACAAUGUGUUGGUGUAAUGUUUUGCCACAGUAUUCCACAAUAUUUGGUAUAUUUGUUUGCCACAGUAUUCCAAAAUGUUUGGGUAUAUUAGUUUGCUACAGUAUUCCACAAUAUGUUGGUGAACUGUUUUCCAGAAGUAUUCCAAGAUUGUAUAUAUAUAUAUAUAUAAUUAUACUGAGAUACCAUUUGUGAUGUUUAUGACUGAGAUGUACAAUGAA